Messenger RNA from Boeremia exigua, 960 nucleotides. RefSeq lists its product as uncharacterized. Gene Ontology annotation, cellular component: Golgi membrane. The transcript has 2 exons. The record is from RefSeq and is a predicted model, not a curated record. The coding region runs from base 1 to 960 and encodes 319 amino acids. Gene Ontology annotation, biological process: mitotic spindle elongation; vesicle-mediated transport. Lineage: Eukaryota; Fungi; Ascomycota; Dothideomycetes; Pleosporales; Didymellaceae.
AUGCUGCAGCGCCGCGGCCUGGCCCAGUACAACAAGCUGUCGCCCGUGCAGAAGGUGCUGUUCAGCCUGGGCGGCAUCGCCGUCUUCAUCACCAGCAUCUUGUUCCUGGUGUACAACGAGGCCAUCUUCGGCGCCCUGCUGCCCUACGCCCGCAAGUGGCGCGACGUGCCGGCUGGCUGGCUGGUGCUGUGGGCGCUCAUCUUCACCGUGUCGUUCCCGCCGCUGAUCGGCUACUCGUCGCUGCUCACCAUUGCCGGCUUCGUCUACGGGUUCCCCAACGGCUGGUUCAUCGCCGCCUCGGCCACCGUCGCCGGCAGCACCGCGUCUUUCCUGCUCUCGCGCACCCUGCUGCGCACCAUGGUCACCCGCCUGAUCGCCAACGACAAGCGCUUCGCCGCCCUCGCCCUGACGCUAAAACACGACGGCCUGAAGCUGCUGGUCAUGAUCCGCAUGUGCCCGCUGCCGUACUCGCUGUCCAACGGCGCCGUCGCCACCUUCCCGACCGUGCACUGGGCCUCGUACGCGCUGGCCACCGCCAUCGUCUCCCCGAAGCUGAUGCUGCACAUUUUCAUCGGCGCGCAGCUCGAGAAAAUCGCCGAGAGCGGCGGCAAAAUGGACGCCCGCACAAAAGCCAUUAGCUACCUGUCCAUUGCCAUUGGCGCCGUUGCCGGUGUCGCCACGGGCUGGUUCAUGUACCGCAAGACGAAGCAGCGGGCCGCCGAGCUCGAGGAGGAGGAGCGCCAGGGCGUGCGCAGGGCCAGUGAGGACGCGCUUGAGAAUGAGUAUGCGGAUGAUCCGGAUGCGCUGGAGGCGGCGCAGCAGCUGCGCGAGGAGGACGACGAUAUCAGUCUGCGCGGCGGCUGGGACGAUGAGUACACGGAUGAUGUGGAUGCCGCCGAGGUCGCGGAUGAUAUCUUUGAUGACGACGACGAGGGGCAGGAGGGCCGCGGGCGGAAAUAG